Sodiomyces alkalinus F11 is the source of this 2942-nucleotide messenger RNA. RefSeq lists its product as hypothetical. The coding region runs from base 137 to 2851 and encodes 904 amino acids. The record is from RefSeq and is a predicted model, not a curated record. Lineage: Eukaryota; Fungi; Ascomycota; Sordariomycetes; Glomerellales; Plectosphaerellaceae. The transcript is spliced from 15 exons. Gene Ontology annotation, molecular function: phosphatidylcholine lysophospholipase A1 activity.
AAUGCGCCAAUGCCCGCCUUGGACGGAACGUCAGCCGCAAACCCGUAGGGCUAGAGCGUCGAGUGUUGUGAUCCCUGAGGCAGAGUCAGCAAGCGUAUAAUGUGUUCCAUCGCUGUCGCGUCUUAGCCAUCCUGCAAUGGUUUCCUUGAAGGCAACACUCGCCGGUUUCGGUGCAGUGGCCGCCCUUCUCCUUCAGCCAUGCGCCGCGCUUCCCUAUUCUGCCGGCCUCGAACCGUCCCAGUCGCCCAACUACGAAAACAUAAAACUUCUCAAACGUGCUGACGCGCGGGACUUCUACCUUCGCGUAAUGCCUCUCGGUGCGUCCAUCACGGCCGGAGAGCAUGGGCCCGAAGACGACACGCAGAUGAACGGCUACCGGAAGUUUCUCCGUGACAAGCUCCGGCUUAGGGGGUGGAAGGUGAACAUGGUCGGCAGUUUUAACCGUGGCCUUAUGAAGGACAACGACCAUGAGGGUAUCUCAGGCCAGCGUGUAAGCGAGGUGACCGCCAGGACAAAGCGCGCCACCCACACCUGGCUACCGAACGUGGUCCUCAUCAACGCUGGAACCAACGACGCGACCCAAAACGGACGGCAUGAACCCGUCGACGGUACGGGCCUCAGGAUGAAGGAGCUCAUCGAAACCAUCUUCUCCGAGGUACCCCACGCCGUCGUUGUCCUCUCGACCCUAGUCCCCAACGGCAUCAACCAGGGCAACGUCGACAAGGUCAACGCCGAGUACCGCGACCUCUACUACCGCCAUUUCCGCAGUUUCGUCACGCUCGACGAGCACGGCAACGAGGUCACCCCCUUCAAGGUGGUCCUAGCCGACAUGGCCGACGGCUUCAUCACCAGCGGGGACAUCAAACCCCACCCGGACCUCACGCACCCGACCAUCCCGGGGAACAUGAAGAUGGCCGCCGUCUGGGACUGGGCGAUCGACCAGGCCAACGGGAAGGGGUGGCUGAGCGAGCCGAGCCCGUCCGGGCUCUUCGAGGACAGCGAGGGCACCACGACGUGCAGGAAGGAGUACGGCAGCGGCAACCAGGACGUGCGCAGCGGGAGGCAGGUGCUGCACGCCGCCAACUCGGUGAUCCGCGACGACGGCACGUACAGGCACCAGUCGGUGCCCCGGAAUGACCGCGAGGUGACCAACCUGGGCCGGUCCAAGGGCACGCGCGUGUGGUUUGCGCAGCUCGUGAACGUGUACAAUGCGCCCAAGGGAGGGGAGCGGGAUGAGCUCGUCUGGGGUUGGAAGGUGGAACGCAGGACGCUCAAGUUCCGCCUCAACAUGGGAGAUGGGAAUUUCGCGGAAGAGCAUGACAUUGAUGUCAAGGACGACUAUAUCAGAGACGGAUGCCCGAUUGAAGCUAUUCAAUGGGGCGAUGUUAACGGCGAUGGCUUGGAUGACUUUAUUUGCAUCGCUGAAAAUGGAGAAAUGUUUGUGUCUCUCAACACGGGCGGAAAUCCGCCCACAUUCAGGGCGCUGGGAUCGUAUAAAACCCCGGAAAGGGGCCUCGGCAGGGCACACGUGCGCCUGGGCGACAUCGAUGGUGACGGGAGGCUCGAUUACUGUGUCAUCCCGGCCUCUGGCGACAUCUUCUGUUGGCGCAAUGGUGGCAUUGGCGAGAGGGCGGCCUACUGGCAGAACAUGGGCUCAGGCGGGCCGGUCUUCACGGCCAAGGGAAUGGGUGAUAUUCGGGGUGUCCGUUUUGUUGAUAUCAAUGGAGACGGCCGAUCGGACUGGACCUGGAUGGACGAGCACGGAAGGGUCACGACCUGGAUCAACCAGCGAGGUUCGGAUAAGGGCAUGAUCCCGCGAUGGCUCGAUGCGGGUGUAACCCAUCAGGGCAUGGGUACAAACAUCGGGAUUGACAGGCAUCAGAUUGCUUUUGGUCGAAUCUUCGGUGACAAUGGGAGAGCGGACUACAUCCACUACUGGGAAUCGUGCACCUUGUCGUACUGUUCGCGCAGGUUCGUGCCCUACGAGAAUCUGGGGAGCGGUGGCAAGUUUCAAAAGGGUGACGGCAUAUACUGGGGCGACAUGACUGGCACCGGUGUCGACGACUACAUUUGGAUCUCGCCGGACUCGGACAAUGGUAACGCAGAAGCAUGGAUCUUCCUGAACAAGAACACACGCGAACAGUCCGAUUUCUACGCCACUUCGGCCUGGAGCACCCCUAUUUCGCUCAAGACGGGGCUUAACCGCAGAGCCCUACACAUCGGAGACUGGGACGGCGACGGCAAGGACGAUAUUAUUGGCAUUAUCGAUCGGAACACUGGCGCUCUCAGAGUGUGGCAUAGCCGGUGGGACGGGAGCCGGUUUAACUGGGAUGUUCGAGAUAUUCCUAACAGCGCGAGGUGUAACCAGGGCUGGGGUCUCGGUUACUUUGACAACGGCGCUCACUUUGCCGACAUCAGCGGCUCGGGACGUGUCGACUACAUUUGCAUGGAACCGUCCGGACGUGCGACGGCCUGGCUCCGCGACGAGCAUGGUGGCUGGUUCAAUGCGGGACAAGUCAAGUACCACGAGGACCUUGACCGCGCCAACUUCCAGUUCGCGGAUGUAAACGGCGACGGAAGGGCCGAUUUGGUCUGGACGGACAAGUUCAACGGAGACGCCAAUGUCUGGUACAACAAGCGCCAGGCCGCCGAACAUGAACGCGGAAACCUGGGCGGCAGUCUCUUCGAGUGGGAGAGGCCCAUCAAGGCAUUCCUCGGAUCUUCUCGAGGACCAAACAUGCACUUCCCGAAUCUCGGAGGCCAAGGCCGCGCUGACAUGGUCGGUACGAACCCGACUACUGGGCACGUUAGCCUGGGUUUGGUUCAACUCUUGCCCUGCGGGAGGCGAUGACUGGCCAGCAGACGACCCUGUUCCUGACCCUGGUCUACCUCACUACGGCGCGUCGCCCCAGCCUGAUCCUACACCGGAAGACCCGGACGAC